ACUAAUUUUCAGCCAAUGAGUGUUUAGAUGUUUAAAAGUCCGUUUAUUGUCGUGUGUCCAGAGUGUUUCUCGAUAAAAAAUUUAUAAAAUUUAUAAAUCUAAGGCAUAUAGUUGUAAUAAAUAACUAAUUAAUUGUUCAAAAUGGGGAAAAAUAAAAGAACUCGAAGAGUGGUAAUGCAGAAGUUUGCACAAAUGAAAAAAAUGAUCAAUCCUAAUGAUCCUAGAAUAAAACCUGAGAAACGUGCAACAUCUAAAAACAAAAAGCCCGAAGAUGCCAAAGAGAAAGUUAAAGAUUUACCACAACAAUCUUCAGCACUUUUCUUUGAAUAUAACACUCAAUUGGGACCACCAUAUCACAUUGUAAUCGACACAAAUUUCGUUAAUUUCUCAAUUAAAAAUAAACUUGAUAUUAUUCAAAGCAUGGAGGAAUGUUUGUAUGCAAAAUGUAUACCAUAUGUAACAGAUUGUGUUUUAGGCGAAUUGGAAAAACUUGGACCUAAAUAUAAAAUUGCUUUGAAAAUAAUAAAAGAUCCUCGAUUUGAAAAAUUACCAUGUAAUCAUAGAGGCACAUAUGCUGAUGAUUGUAUAGUCAACAGAGUAAUGCAACACAAAUGUUACAUUGUUGCCACUAAUGACAAGGACUUAAAGAGGAGAAUUCGCAAAAUUCCAGGUGUACCAAUCAUGUAUGUUGCUCAACAUCGAUAUACGAUCGAAAGAAUGCCCGACGCAUAUGGCGCCCCUAAAACUUAAAGUACGUUUUUUUUUUUUUAAUUAAUUAAUUUUCUAAUGUUUAAUAUUUUAAGUAUUUUUACUAUAGCGUCUUUAGUUAUAAGGAUAUAUUUUAUAGCAAUAUACUGCAUUAUAGAA
Messenger RNA from Leptopilina boulardi, 867 nucleotides. It is a transcript of the gene Bka, whose product is annotated as rRNA-processing protein FCF1 homolog. The record is from RefSeq and is a predicted model, not a curated record. NCBI's taxonomy places the organism in Eukaryota, Metazoa, Arthropoda, Insecta, Hymenoptera, Figitidae. The transcript has 5 exons. Gene Ontology annotation, cellular component: small-subunit processome; nucleolus. The coding region runs from base 142 to 750 and encodes 202 amino acids.